AUGCCCGGCGUGGUCGCUGUUCAUGGGUCGCAGCAACGGCAGGCCCCGCGGAGCUAUGUGGAAGGGGGAUUGAGUCAGUUUAAGGCGUUGGGUGCAAAGGCCUUUCAGAGCGGUGAAUAUGCCCUGGCCCUCCAGUGCUACCAGCAGGCCAUCCUCCGCGCCCGCGACGAUGAAAUGGUGCGUGAGUCACUUCUCCACAUGUGCUGGUUCGCCUCGUCGUGCGCAGACAGAAACGCCCGCACCCAUCCUGGUCUCAUUCUGACAUGCUUCCAUGAUGGUGAGCGGGACAUUGCACAGCGCGUCACCCUGCUAUCCAAUGGCGCCAUGUCUGCCUUGCGAGCUCAGUGGCCCCACACGGCCCUGCAGCUAACCAACGAGGUGAUGCAAGGGAUCAGACCGGUUUCUGGUUUGCUGGGUUGUGUCAAGGCAUUGCGGCUGGAUGAGGCACACAUCAAGACCUUAUAUCGCAAGGCCAUGGCACUACGAGAUCUCAAUCAGAUGGAUGCUGCCAUGGGGACCUGCCGUACCCUGCUACAGCUCGAACCAGCCAACAAGGCAACACGUGUCCUACUCAAGUCAUUGGAGACAGCCCUCAUCGGGGACGAAAGCCAGGCCUAA
Monosiga brevicollis MX1 is the source of this 618-nucleotide messenger RNA. RefSeq lists its product as uncharacterized. Bases 1 to 618 code for a protein of 205 amino acids. NCBI's taxonomy places the organism in Eukaryota, Choanoflagellata, Craspedida, Salpingoecidae. The transcript has 3 exons. The record is from RefSeq and is a predicted model, not a curated record. Gene Ontology annotation, molecular function: protein binding.